This is a messenger RNA of Cornus florida, 4360 nucleotides long. RefSeq lists its product as uncharacterized. The transcript has 2 exons. Gene Ontology annotation, biological process: spliceosomal complex assembly. Gene Ontology annotation, molecular function: mRNA binding. The coding region runs from base 412 to 4221 and encodes 1269 amino acids. Gene Ontology annotation, cellular component: U2 snRNP; U12-type spliceosomal complex; catalytic step 2 spliceosome. NCBI's taxonomy places the organism in Eukaryota, Viridiplantae, Streptophyta, Magnoliopsida, Cornales, Cornaceae. The record is from RefSeq and is a predicted model, not a curated record.
UAAAAAGUUGAGUAAUAGUUUCUAUCCCAAAAGUUGUAGCCAAUUUGUCUGUCUAAGAAGCCUUCUUCGGAGGGGAAGAUUGUUUCAGCGAAGGUUUUGAAAAGAAAAUAGUCGGGCAAGUUCCCUCCGGGCUCUCCCCCGAUCACGAGUGGCGUGUGAGGCAGCUGUCGCCAAUCCAGGUAAGAAGAAAUUCAAUACAGAUCUCACUAUAUUCGGCCGAGGCGAAGCAUAUCCCAACUGGUCUUUAUUUUUCACGAUUUGCUGGUGGGAUAUUCGAUUGAUUGUGUUUUGAAAUUCAUUGAUUGGCAAAGAAUAUUGGAAGUGAGAAUUAGGGUUAGGGUUCAGGAUAGGUUUAGGUUUUGAUAUUCUGAUUUGGGAGAAAUCAGAUUGGAUUGAAUUAAACCUAUAGAUAUGGCGUCCGUGGAUCCAGAGAUUGCAAAGACCCAGGAAGAGAGGAAGAAGUUGGAGCAACAGCUCGCGUCGCUCACUUCAGUCACCUUCGAUACUGAUCUCUAUGGUGGCAACAAUCCCUUCGAGGGUUAUGAGAAAUCAAUACCUGUUAACGAUGAUGAGGAGCACCUUGAUGCUAUGGACUCCGAAGUGGCGAGGAAAUUGGCCUCGUACACGGCCCCGAAGUCAAUUUUGAAGGAUAUGCCCAGGGGUGGGGAUGAAGACGAGGCCAUGGGUCUCAAGAAAACUCAGAGAAUCAUUGAUAGGGAGGAUGAUUAUAGACGAAGAAGGUUGAAUAGGGUGAUUUCGCCAGAGCGACACGAUGCGUUUGCAAUGGGAGACAAGACCCCGGAUGUGUCAGUAAGAACUUAUGCUGAUGUGAUGCGAGAAGAGGCCUUGAAGAGAGAAAAAGAGGAGACUUUGAGGUUAAUCGCUAAGAAGAAGAAAGAGGAGGAGGAGAACAAGGCAGUGGAGAAGGAAAGGGAACCUGCAGCUGCACAGCCAACCCAAAAGAGGAGGAACAGGUGGGAUCAGUCUCAGGAGGACUCAGGUGUGAAGAAAGCAAAGACUGCAUCUGAUUGGGAUUUACCAGAUUCUACUCCUGGGAUUGGAAGGUGGGAUGCAACCCCAACACCUGGGAGAGUUGGUGAUGCGACACCCUCACUCUCAAGGAGGAACAGGUGGGAUGAGACUCCCACCCCAGGUCGGCUGGCUGACUCAGAUGCAACUCCGGCAGGUGGUGUUACUCCUGGUGCCACACCUGCUGGUAUGACUUGGGAUGCCACACCUAAACAGGCUGGGCUUGCAACGCCAACCCCAAAACGUCAGCGGUCAAGAUGGGAUGAGACUCCAGCUACUAUGGGAAGCGCCACACCGAUGGCGGGUGCUACACCUGCGGCAGCAUACACUCCUGGUGUGACUCCUGUUGGAGGAGUUGAACUUGCUACGCCAACUCCUGGAGCUAUUAAUUUGCGUGGUGCCAUAACGCCAGAGCAGUAUAAUUUAUUGAGGUGGGAGAAGGAUAUUGAAGAGAGAAAUCGCCCUUUAACAGAUGAAGAGCUAGAUGCAAUGUUCCCGCAAGAGGGUUAUAAGGUUUUGGAUCCCCCAGCUUCUUAUGUUCCGAUUAGAACGCCUGCAAGGAAACUUCUUGCUACACCAACUCCAAUAGGUACUCCUCUAUAUGCGAUUCCUGAAGAAAAUAGGGGUCAGCAGUUCGAUGUUCCGAAAGAAUUGCCAGGUGGGUUGCCAUUCAUGAAACCAGAGGAUUACCAGUACUUUGGUGCAUUAUUGAAUGAAGAUGAUGAGGAAGAGUUGUCUCCUGAUGAACAGAAAGAGAGAAAGAUUAUGAAACUACUGCUAAAAGUUAAGAACGGGACACCACCACAGAGGAAAACAGCUUUAAGGCAGCUAACUGAUAAGGCUCGGGAGUUUGGUGCUGGCCCACUAUUUAACCGUAUUUUGCCAUUGCUCAUGCAACCCACAUUGGAAGAUCAGGAGAGACAUCUUUUGGUGAAGGUUAUUGAUAGGGUGCUAUAUAAGUUGGAUGAGUUGGUGCGACCUUAUGUGCACAAAAUUUUGGUUGUGAUUGAGCCUCUGUUGAUUGAUGAGGACUAUUAUGCCCGUGUGGAGGGUAGAGAGAUCAUUUCCAAUCUCAGCAAAGCGGCUGGCUUGGCCACAAUGAUCGCUGCAAUGCGUCCAGAUAUUGAUAACAUCGAUGAAUAUGUGAGGAACACCACUGCUAGAGCCUUUAGUGUUGUUGCUUCUGCACUUGGAAUCCCUGCACUGUUGCCAUUCUUGAAAGCUGUGUGUCAGAGUAAGAAAUCUUGGCAAGCUCGUCACACUGGCAUCAAGAUUGUUCAGCAGAUUGCUAUUUUGAUAGGCUGUGCUGUUCUUCCACACUUGAGGUCUCUUGUAGAGAUCAUAGAACAUGGUCUCAGUGAUGAGAAUCAGAAGGUCAGGACUAUAACUGCAUUGUCUCUGGCUGCUCUUGCUGAGGCUGCUGCCCCAUAUGGUAUUGAAAGCUUCGAUUCUGUUUUGAAACCUCUGUGGAAAGGUAUUAGAUCACAUCGUGGGAAGGUUUUGGCUGCAUUCUUGAAAGCAAUUGGUUUUAUCAUUCCCCUGAUGGAUGCUAUAUAUGCCAGCUACUAUACCAAGGAAGUGAUGUUUAUUUUGAUUCGUGAGUUUCAGUCUCCUGAUGAAGAAAUGAAGAAAAUUGUGCUGAAAGUGGUUAAGCAGUGCGUGAGUACAGAAGGUGUGGAGGCUGAUUACAUCCGAAGUGAUAUUCUUCCCGAGUUCUUCCGAAACUUCUGGGUCAGAAGGAUGGCAUUGGAUCGGAGAAACUAUAGACAACUUGUUGAUACCACUGUAGAGAUAGCUAACAAAGUUGGCGUCGCUGAUAUAGUAGGUAGGAUAGUUGAGGACCUGAAAGAUGAGAGUGAACCAUAUAGAAGAAUGGUUAUGGAAACAAUUGAGAAGGUGGUUGCCAAUUUGGGUGCAUCUGAUAUUGAUGCUCGGUUGGAAGAGCUUCUGGUUGAUGGAAUCCUUUAUGCCUUCCAAGAGCAGACCAGUGACGAUGCGAAUGUGAUGCUUAAUGGGUUUGGAGCAGUUGUGAAUGCUUUUGGGCAGAGAGUGAAACCGUAUCUCCCCCAGAUAUGUGGUACUAUAAAGUGGCGCCUGAAUAACAAGAGUGCGAAGGUUAGACAACAAGCAGCUGAUCUCAUAUCCCGGAUUGCAGUGGUCAUGAAGCAAUGCCAAGAAGAGCAAUUGAUGGGCCAUCUUGGGGUUGUCUUGUAUGAGUAUUUGGGAGAGGAGUACCCAGAAGUUUUGGGAUCAAUACUGGGAGCUCUCAAGGCAAUUGUCAAUGUUAUUGGUAUGACAAAAAUGACCCCUCCGAUAAAGGAUUUACUUCCUCGAUUAACUCCAAUCUUGAAGAACCGUCACGAGAAAGUUCAGGAGAAUUGUAUUGACCUUGUUGGUAGGAUAGCUGAUCGUGGGGCUGAGUUUGUACCUGCGAGGGAGUGGAUGAGGAUCUGCUUUGAGCUUCUUGAGAUGCUUAAAGCCCACAAGAAGGGUAUUCGCCGAGCAACAGUCAACACUUUUGGGUACAUUGCCAAAGCCAUCGGCCCUCAAGAUGUGUUGGCAACGUUGUUGAACAACCUCAAGGUGCAGGAACGCCAGAACCGCGUUUGCACUACUGUGGCAAUUGCAAUUGUUGCAGAAACUUGUUCACCAUUCACAGUUUUACCUGCCUUGAUGAAUGAAUAUCGAGUGCCAGAGCUUAACGUCCAGAAUGGUGUUCUGAAAUCCCUCUCCUUUCUAUUUGAGUACAUAGGUGAAAUGGGAAAAGACUAUAUAUAUGCAGUGACUCCAUUACUUGAGGAUGCUCUCAUGGACAGAGAUUUGGUUCAUAGGCAGACUGCUGCUUCUGCUGUUAAGCACAUGGCUUUAGGAGUGGCUGGGUUGGGGUGUGAGGAUGCUUUAGUACACUUGCUGAACUAUGUUUGGCCAAACAUUUUUGAGACAUCCCCUCAUGUUAUAAAUGCUGUCAUGGAAGCCAUUGAAGGGAUGAGGGUGGCAUUGGGCGCAGCUGUAGUGCUCAACUACUGUCUUCAGGGUUUGUUCCACCCGGCUAGGAAAGUUAGGGAGGUAUAUUGGAAGAUUUACAACUCACUCUAUAUUGGCGCUCAAGAUGCACUUGUGGCUGCUUAUCCAGUGCUGGACGAUGAUGAGCAAAACAUAUAUAGUAGGCCUGAAUUGAUGAUGUUUGUGUGAGAUGCAGUUCGUGACUGUUUGUCAAGGCUUCUUCUAUCUGUUUUUCUCAUUUCUCUCUGGCAUUUGCUGUGAACCUUCAAAUUUGUAGCCUUAUUGAAGUAGAUUGACUAUCUGAGAUAUUAUUUUGUUUUUGUAAAAA